AUGUGUCAAGAUUUAUUGUUGAACAAGGACUGUAAAUUUUUAUCAACUUUGAGCACAUUUAAAUUCUUGCUAAGUAAAUUAUUAUUUGAAUCACGUGAAUUAAAUAUUUUUGCCGACGAGUUUAAAGUUAAGUUCAAGAGGUUAUCAUCAGUGGGCCGAGUGUCUCACAAUCACGAUUUUAGUCCGGAGUUUUAAGAACACGCGUUUUGUGCGACUUACCACCAAAAUGCGGUUUUGCGCAGUUUCCAUGACCCAGAUUGACAAUGGGGAGUUUGCUCGGUACACGGAACAGCUGUUGGCCGCGCUAACAUGUCGGCCGGAGCAAGGAAGAGACGGCUUGGAUAUUUUGUUGACUGCGCGCGCCUCUUGGCGGCUUCGUACCUACAAUUUUCAGGGCCGUAAAUAUUAUUUUGUUGGUUGGUAUAUUACAAUACAUACUGCUUAA
Messenger RNA from Cotesia congregata, 445 nucleotides. The record is from the annotation of a GenBank genome assembly. Lineage: Eukaryota; Metazoa; Arthropoda; Insecta; Hymenoptera; Braconidae.